Messenger RNA from Cajanus cajan (pigeon pea), 527 nucleotides. The record is from RefSeq and is a predicted model, not a curated record. Lineage: Eukaryota; Viridiplantae; Streptophyta; Magnoliopsida; Fabales; Fabaceae.
UGCUAACUCACUUUUCUAUACUAGGUUGAUUCAGAGCUUGCUAUGGCUGAAGCUGAUAAAGUUGAAGAUGAUGAGGAUUUGAGAAAGAAGCUCUGGCUCAUGAUUGCCAAACAUGUUGUUGAACAAGAAAAAGGAACUAAGAGGGAAAACAUAAGGAAGGCAAUUGCAUUUCUUAAAGAAACUGAUGGCCUGCUAAAGAUUGAGGAUAUAUUACCAUUCUUUCCGGAUUUUGCCCUGAUUGAUGACUUCAAGGAGGCUAUUUGCUCAUCAUUGGAGGAUUACAAUAAGCAAAUUGAAGAGCUGAAGGAAGAGAUGAAUGAUGCAACCCGUGGUGCUGACAACAUCAGAAAUGAUAUCAGUGCACUUGCUCAAAGAUGCACUAUUAUUGAUCGAGAUGAGGAAUGUGGGGUAUUGCUCUUCCUGAUAUGUUUGACAAAACUGCACAUGCAGUUUUUAAAUUGUGUAGUUGUUUACUUUUGUAUUAGUGUACCAUAAAUAGGUUAAGAUCAAUCUGUUUUCGUUCUUCU